This is a messenger RNA of Orbicella faveolata, 3133 nucleotides long. RefSeq lists its product as uncharacterized. Gene Ontology annotation, cellular component: membrane. Lineage: Eukaryota; Metazoa; Cnidaria; Anthozoa; Scleractinia; Merulinidae. The record is from RefSeq and is a predicted model, not a curated record.
CCCGCAUUCCUUUCAUAUUUUAAUUUCACUCUGUUACAGCUGCCAAAAAUAACUUUUGUCCUAGGAAACACAGUUAUGGAACCCGGAUCAUUUUCUAUUUAGAGCCAUGAACGUGAUCAACAAAACUGCAGUGCGAUGUCUAAGACGAACCACAGAUCUAGACAGUAAUUCAGAAAAAACCGCGCAUUAGUUUUCGGUGAACGUAAGAGAAACCUGAUCUUUGUCGAUUUUUGUCCCGUUUCUGAAAGAAGAGGUAAGCAAAACCAACGAAGUAAAGAUAACCGACGUUGAAAUCGUGCUUUAUAUCAAUGAAAUGACCUGGAAAGACGACCUUCAUGCUUCAACAGACACAUUAGACUUCCUGUUUUCGAUUCACUGAUUGGGGACUGUCCGGUUGUCUGUGUUUUAUGCAAAUGCAGCUCACAACGGCUGUUGAACGUUUUAUAGAAAACGUCAUACCAUCAUGAGUACAGAGAUAACAAGGAAAGACAUCCUGAUGUUGCUUCCAUUAACCGCUUUGAGUCUAGCUGAUCCCAUCACAGACAUCCUCUCAUUGAUGGAAGUUUACAGUGCAGGCCACAAGAUUUGGUUUGCAGUAGGACUGAUUUUUUUGAUUUUACCUUGCUUCGCGUUUUCUGCUAUGUUCUAUGGGACUAGUAAAGAAAGUACCAUGAGAUGCAUGUUUGAUUGUGCGUGUCUUUGCGGAUUUCAUCCGUUCUCAGCUGCUGUACAGAGACUGGAAGCUUUCAUUGUCUGCAGCAGGAAGAAACUCUGGCGUGGCGAAGCAAUCGAGGAGGGCUCCCACGAAUUUGAAGUUCUGGACGCCUCCAAAAUGUCUGCGUUGUUUGAAGCCAUCUUUGAGUCAGCUCCACAAUUUGUAAUCCAGCUCUAUGUCGUGAGUGUUCAACAGGAACCGAUUUACUGUUGCUCACUUAUUUAUAUUCAACGAUGGUGCUGUCCAUCCCCAAUAAUCGUUCAUCAACUACAGUCAGUCGACCACAGCUACAAUUAAGCACGUAUUUUAGGAUAUGUUUAGGAUCUAUUUGAUAUUUGUUCAAUUGGCAUUGUUUUCAUUUAAUAUUUACUCAAGCGACAUUUAUUCAUAUUUGAUUAACUCAGUAUUUCAUUCGUUCAGGAAGUUCCCCUGCCAUCGAUAGAACUUUUUAUGACGGGACAUACUCCCUGAUAUUCUUUCAGUACUUCGGUUUGCUUGUAGGAGAGGAUUUUCCUAUUUCCAUUAUUGUGGGUUCGUUUUUGGGGAAUAAAAUAUAUCGGUGGUAUUUACUAAACCUUAGUAGUGUGUAAACAACUGUUAAGGAAUCAUUUUCGGGACUUAUCGUGAAAAUUAUCAAAAGGUUAAUAAACCACCAGGAAAAGAAAUAUGUUCUUUUAAGAAAUGUUCGGAGCUCCGUUCUAUGUUAAACUGAACCGGCAAUCACAGGUUAAACAAAAAGAAAAUAUCGAAAAGGUGCUAAUAGCUUUUGAAGGAAACUCGUUUGUGGUUUAUUUACUUUAGGAUAAUUGAUAUUUACUCAGUGUACUCUUAUCUAGACUAUGAGUGUUUCGUGUGUUCAUCGUCGCUAACUGUGUUUCAACAGCUUUUCUUUAUGUAUUUCCGUCAGUUUUGUCUUAGAGAAGAUUUUACAGCACCAGAACCAUGUUAGAACUGUUCAUAUGAAUGUUCUGGAAUUUGGAUUAUUUUAACUUUAUAAUUAGUUAACGAUUUCGUAAUGUCUUCGGACGACCUACGCUUAACCUCACUCUUACGGCUAAACUCUAAGAAACGACUUAACUGGACAUAUUCUCCCAACACGUAUUUCUUCCAUCUUUAUUGAGGUCUACUUUAAUCUGUGAAUCAGGACAAACAACAAAACUUCAACGAACUCUAUUUCCGUUGGCAUUUACGUUACUUUCAUUUAGGAAACAAACAUUAGCUAACAUUAUAAUAUUACAUCCGAAAACGUGAUUACAGCUGGCGUGCCUCGUGAGAAGCAAUGUCCUUAAAGAUAAAAUUUUAUUUUAGGUUGAAUCAAGGUCACACAUUUAUGCACAAUGAGGUGUUUUCUGAAACUUAUUGAAAUGACUUGCUGACCUCUACAUUUCUAAUACCUCCGAGGUCCAUUUGUUCUCAAUCCGUGGGGAUACACACAAAUUUACAUGCUCUUUCAGUCUAAACCUUAAUUCACUUUUCAUCAGGACCUACACCAAGAUCAUAGUUAUUUUUCUGUCUGUUUAUUUUCUUUUUUUGAGCAUUCCUUUGCAUAGAAAUCUCUUGGAAUAGGAAUUUUUUUGCAAAAGUAAACAUACCAAGAUAUGAUGAUGAAAUCUCUUAUUUUGGGCAACUCUAACAGCUGAAGUCAUCUUUUAUGCAUAACAAAGAUACUUGAUUUAGUUUUAGUAAAUUAGGUUUCUCUGACAUAAAUAUGAGUGCAACUUAUAGAAACUUCCCUUGUAACUUGUGCCAACUUCACUGAUAAAAAGACUUGUAAAACUUUGAAGACACUUGGAAGACUUAGAAAACCUCUAUAAGCCUGACGAAGAUAUCCAAUAAAGUCUACGCUGUUGUGAAACAAAAUCUGCUUCGUGACAAUAAGUUGUCACAGAAUGACUUGCAGUAAAUUCAUAAGAAAAAGUUUAUCUGAGUUCCAGGAACUUCUAUUUGCACAUUCUUAAUCAAUAUUUUUCUUUGCACAGGGACCGCGGAGAGGGAGGGGCUGGUAGGGCUACAACCCUACCACUUUUUUUUUUUCUGGGAUUUAUUUUCUACGACUCCAGAUGGCGCGCAAAUGCAAGAUAAAUGGCGAAAGACUGUCCUUAACGUUUGUCUGUAUUAUCCAGAUUUUUUAGCCCUAUCACUUUAAAAUAGUCUCUGCGGUCCCUGUUGCAGGAGACAUCCUGGCACUGACUUGACAGAUUUGCCGUGUAUUCUGAUUAAAAUGCUUUUAGCAAGUCUCUUUCGGCUUUUUGCUGAAUAGGCACGGAACGUUAUGAUUAUAUCUAUCUUUUUAUCUGGAUUAAAGGAGCGAUUGCAAAAUGGGGCGUUGUCUCUUGUCAACACUGAGAUGGUCUGACCAUUUGCCAUCAUUUUAUGGUCAUAAAUUUUAACACUUCUCUAAGGCACUGUUUACAAGCA